Funneliformis mosseae is the source of this 2577-nucleotide messenger RNA. Lineage: Eukaryota; Fungi; Glomeromycota; Glomeromycetes; Glomerales; Glomeraceae. The record is from the annotation of a GenBank genome assembly.
AUGGAUAAAGAAGAAAGCGACGAGAACUUUGGCUUCGAUCUCGGGGAAGAAGACGACGCCUUUGGUUUUCUUUUAGACAAUGACAACGAUGAUAACACGGAAACUUACACAGUUGACAGUAAUAGUGCAUAUGACGCGUCCCAGGAAACCAUAAAACCUUGCCCUGAAGAAAACCGUAAUGAACUAAUUACCCAUAAAGCUGGGUUUGACGGUGUUGAUCAGGUAAAGGUAAAUAAAAUUUUAAAAAAGUUAGAAGAAAGCUCACGAUUUGGCCAAUUAAAGGCCAAAAAAGAUGCCGAACUACAAGAAAAGAUCGAGGAACAGCGCCGGAUCUUCGAACGCCUUCAGGCGCAAGAUUUGACCUUCGUGAAGUCACGUGUUGAACACUGUAUUAACAAAGUUGAAGAGGAUCGUGAUCUUAGCAAGUAUAUCGUUUGCGUGGAUAUGGAUGCAUAUUAUGCAUCCGUCGAAGAAAGAGAUGACCCAACCUUGGUUGACAAACCAAUGGGUGUAGGAGAUUCAGCAAUGCUAUGUACAGCAAACUACACAGCAAGAAAAUUUGGUGUGAGGAGCGGUAUGCCUGGAUAUUUCGCGAGGGCACUCUGCCCACAUAUAAAAAUUGUAAAACCAAACUUUGAAAAGUAUACGGCUGUAUCACAACAAAUUAGGACGAUUUUUGCAAGAUACGACCCAAACUUCAGUGCAAUGAGCCUUGACGAAGCAUUUCUGGAUGUAACAAAUUAUGCCCAAAGUCACAAUCAGUCUCCGGAUGAUGUGGUACAGCAGAUAAGAGACGAGAUACGCGGUGAAACGAAGCUAACUGCCAGUGCUGGUAUCGCCGCUAAUAAGUUAUUAGCAAAGGUGUGCGCGGAAGUAAAUAAACCUAAUGGCCAAUUCAGGCUUGAUAAUAAUAAAGAUAAAAUUCUUGAUUUUCUUCGCGAUCUUCCUGUAAGGAAGAUUUGUGGUGUAGGGAAAGUAUCUGCGAAGAUUCUAAACGGUGUCCUUGAUAUUCACACAUGCGGAGAUCUGUUGGAUAAACUCGUAUAUGUCAAUAUGAUGUUCUCCGAAAUUUCUUUUAAUUUUUACAUGCGAAUUUCCUUAGGUAUUGGGUCAAGUGCAAUAAAUACGAAUCAUACUCGAAAGAGUAUGAGUACUUCUAGGACCUUCACUCCUACCAAUAAAGUGAGUUCGUUUUAUAAAACUUUGCGUUAUAUUGCAGAAGAAUUGGCACGAAGACUCGAUCAGGAGAAUAUGGAAGGAAAAACGCUAUCGGUUGUCUUCAAGAAGCAAUCAUUCGUUCAGUUCACGCGGCAGAAAAUUCUCACCAGGUAUAUAAGCUCUCGGCAUGACCUGUAUAGUUAUAGUAGAGCUAUCUUAGAUAAAGAAAUUCCAAUAUCUCUCCGUCUCUUGGGUAUUCGAAUCGCGAAUAUUCGUGAUAAGGAUACGUCUAAUGUUUUUGGUGUUAGGAAAUAUUUUGCGGUUGAAGAUGUUGAUAAUAGAAAAGAUGUUAGUUUUGUCAACCAGAUCAUUGAUGAACCAUCAAUAUCAAAUCAUACAGGUAUGCCUUUAAGCUCUAUUACAAGUCCUGCUCAGGAUUCAAGUGAACCAAAAAAUGAAGGUGAGUCGAGUCAUAAUGAGCAAAGUUUGCAACAAGAAAAUAUUUAUCCAGUAUCAGGGUCUCGGGAAACAAGUCCGCCAAGAUGUAACAUUUCUCGAGCAUCAGAACUGUUACAUAAUAUUUCGCAACUUGGUGAGUUUCCCCAAUACAUGCAUCAACGAAAGAUAGAUAUUGUUGUGUGUCAAGAUAAUAGUUCACGAAAGCCAAAAGGGCAAUCUACAUCGGAAUCUCAACAUUGUCAUGUAAUACAGAAUUACAUUUCUCCUACAUGCGUGUCUCAACACAUUAAUUUGCAAGAUAUUAAUGUAUCUCCUAAGACCCAGAAUACAAAUCUGAGCAGUGAUAACUUAACAGCCGAGAUUCAAACACAAUCGCCAUCUAUUCUUGAUGACAUCGAUCCAGAUUUCGCUACAACCACGGAAUUAUUAGGUAAAACUUCAAUUCCGAAUGAUUCCGAAAAUGUUUUUAUUAAACCUGAUGAGAACUUUAUUGAGUCAAAGGUCAAGCCUAACUCAAGGAAGCGAGUAUUAAGUAAUUCUGAUGAAGAUAAGACUAGUUUAUCAACUAUUUAUGAACCAUUGACACCAAAUAACAAGAAUAAUGUUCAUGAACAGGAACAAAUUCAACCACGGACUGAAAAAGAGGCGAGCUCCUCCAAAGGAAAUGAUGAAAAUGAAAAUGAAUCGAACGUUAGGACUAAUCCAAGGAAACGGAAGUUAUGGAAUUCAGAAGAGGACGAUAAGUCUUCUGAAUUAUUGACACCAAAUAAGAAUUGUGAUUGCUGUGAUCAAGAAUCAAAUCAAUCUCAAACUCAGGUUAAUGAUAAUCAAAUACGCGUUGAGAAUACAAGUACAGCCCAUAAUAAUGCUGAAUUUCAUAAUUUCGAUCUUGCAACGUUAGACAAUGAUAACUUUGAACGGCGAAUGAGACAAUCUUGGGACUGUCCAAUAUUCAUCUAG